Messenger RNA from Uranotaenia lowii, 1805 nucleotides. RefSeq lists its product as uncharacterized. The record is from RefSeq and is a predicted model, not a curated record. The transcript has 3 exons. NCBI's taxonomy places the organism in Eukaryota, Metazoa, Arthropoda, Insecta, Diptera, Culicidae. The coding region runs from base 220 to 690 and encodes 156 amino acids.
AUCGCGAAGUGAAACCGAUCAGCAGCAGCAGUAAGCAAGCAAGUGCAGCAUAAUUGUGGUGCGGAAGUAAAAAGAUUUUUAACCAAAAGUGCCCAAAGUGAUUGAUUGACGAGAAUUUAAAGUGAAGUGAUUGGUUUUUUUAAAGGACUAUAAGAAAAAAAAUUGUUGAACUGUAUUUUCGUGAGAAUUAUCAGUGUUAUAAACUAUUUGAAAAAAACAAUGGAAUUCGAGAAGAUGAUAAGCGCCCAUGGUCGUCGGCAUCAGGCCGCCGCGGCACCGUCCAGCCGACACUACUUAUCAUCAGCACACCAACGCCGAUGCCGGACUUUCGCGAUACUGUCGGUGGUCUGUUUGCUUCUCAUCCUGGUGGCCAGUCCCGUCAUCGCUAGACCUUCAGACGCCCGGAUUAGUCAUCCGGUUGGCGACGGUCUCGAAGUAGAUGGCUCUGUCCAACAUCACCAGCCGCAGAAGCGUGCCGCCCUGGUCGCAGCCAAGCAAGAAGAUGAAGAGUACUACGACGAGGACUACACAAACGUCAAGCGCUGUCACGCGGAUGAAGAUCUAAACGAGUUGUGUCAGCGCUGUUCGAAGGUGGCCAAGUCCGGCAUUGUGUAUCCGAUGUGCUGCAGUAAUACCGACAAAACCGAGGACUGGUGCAGGGCGUACGUUUACUAUGGGAUACAAAACUGACAUCGUUGAUUCCAGCUUGCUGAGAAUGUAGAAUCUCGAGGCCUACUUCAUCUCAUAGUUUUAAUUCGGUAUUACACGAUCAUUCUGACUAAAAGUCGCGUGGAAAAUAUUCAUAAGAUAAGGCAAACAGCAUGUGUCCUCCAUGUCAUUGUAUUUAUUACUACUGUGCAUUGUUACUUAAAAAAAAGCUAGGUAGGAGAUUAAAAAGACUGUAUUGAACAUUUGCCAUGAGUAGCAUAAAACUUUAAAAACAUAAUUUAUUGAUAGCGAUAACUUAAAUUGACAAAAGAAGAGAAGAACAUAAAUGAGCUAAUGAAAUCAAAAUAAAUAUUACAAAGUAAGUCUUCCAGUCCAGGUAUGUACCUGUCGUGUCUGAGCUUUUCCGUUAACGAGAGAGUCGAUCUAAGAUCGUUCGCGAGCAGCGAUGCCACACAUACCGAUUUUCCGGUAUUUAUACCGAUUUUUGAGCAACAUUUUGACCAAGAAUCGGUAUAUACCGAUUACCGAUUUUUGGUAAAACAUACCGAUUUCAUACCGAUUUUUAAGAUUUUAACUCAAAAUUCAUUCCACUUCAACAUUUUCACUUCAUUCAAGCUAUCCUCGUAAAGGUCCCGUAGAAAGAAGAAAAAGUUUGGUAGCUGGCGUGGCGUAACUUUGAUCUGUACAACUUUUAAAGUAUUCUGCAAAGAUCUCCACCGCUCACUCUCGUAAUUCGUUCAGUUGUUCGCGCUGUUUUGUUCCUUUAUUCUGUCAAAUGAUGCACUAUUAUGGUACUCAACCUCAAAGCCAAUGGGCUAAGAUCAAGGCUGAUAUUUGACUUUCUGCGACUGUUUCUUAAGGUCAAUCUCAAUUGACGAUCGCAUUGAAGCUCUUGUCUCGUGAGAUGCUAACUUUUCAAGGAAAUACAUACACCGAUUGAAUAUAAUCAAAAUCCUUGUUCAACUCGUCGCUGGAUGAGGUAUGUCGAGAUUUGAAGUGCAAUCAGAUCAUCGAUAUAAUCUUCAAUCCUUCUGCAUCUUAUUAGCCAAAUAAAUUAUAUCAUAUAAGUACCUAAACUGCAGAGAUCGCAGAAUUAAAAACCAUGCCAGACAAAAUGGGUUUCAGUUAUAGUAAAA